Tachyglossus aculeatus (Australian echidna) is the source of this 1011-nucleotide messenger RNA. It is a transcript of the gene GJB2, whose product is annotated as gap junction protein beta 2. Bases 44 to 724 code for a protein of 226 amino acids. The record is from RefSeq and is a predicted model, not a curated record. NCBI's taxonomy places the organism in Eukaryota, Metazoa, Chordata, Mammalia, Monotremata, Tachyglossidae. Gene Ontology annotation, cellular component: connexin complex. Gene Ontology annotation, biological process: cell communication. The transcript has 2 exons.
GUCCGGAGGGGCUCCCGCACCGGGCCCACACCUGUGAGAGAAGAUGGAUUGGGGAACACUGCAGACCAUUUUGGGAGGCGUCAACAAGCACUCCACCAGCAUCGGGAAGAUCUGGCUGACCGUCCUCUUCAUCUUCCGAAUUAUGAUCCUGGUGGUGGCCGCAAAGGAAGUGUGGGGGGAUGAGCAGGCCGACUUCAUCUGCAACACCCUGCAGCCGGGGUGCAAGAACGUGUGCUACGACCACGUCUUCCCCAUCUCGCACAUCCGCCUGUGGGCUCUGCAGCUCAUCUUUGUCUCCACCCCGGCCCUGCUGGUUGCCAUGCACAUCGCCUACCGGAGACACGAGAAGAAGAGGAAGUUCAUCAGGGGCGAGACAAAGAACGAGUUCAAAGAUAUUGAGGAGAUCAAGAGGCAGAAGGUCCGGAUCGAGGGAGCCUUGUGGUGGACCUACACCAGCAGCAUUUUCUUCAGAGCCAUCUUCGAGGCGGUCUUCAUGUACGUGUUCUACUUCAUGUACAACGGGUUUUCCAUGACCCGGGUGGUGAAGUGUAAUGCCUGGCCCUGCCCCAACACAGUGGACUGUUUCGUGUCCAGACCCACCGAGAAGACCGUGUUUACGGUCUUCAUGAUCUCCGUGUCUGGAAUCUGCAUAUUGCUAAAUAUCGUUGAGCUGUGCUACCUUAUGAUCAGAUACUGCUCUGGAAAGUCCAAAAAGCCCGUGUAGAGCAGUGCCCAGACAUGAGAGAAAAGUAGACAGCCCCAGAUGGACAAAGUCACUCUCAGAGCUGUCAAGACCCAGUCACCGGUAUUUCCAAGGACAAGGCAAAAAAAGAGCAAACUUUCUAGGGCGUGAAUCGACUUCACACUCCGUUCUCACCUGGAACCUUAAUCUAAUAACGCAUCGAUGAUGAUUUGGAAAGUCACUCCCAAAAUGGAGUACCGCUUUCUUAACUCUGCAAACGAAAGCCUGUUUCUACCAUUGCUAGCUUAGCAGAACUUUUCUACCAGGGC